ACUGUUGUUAUAAGACAGACUUGAAAAACUGUGAACCCAUCUUUUAAGUAUGAAUGCAGUGUGCCAAAAAGUAAAACAUAUGUGUAGUGUAAGUAUGAAGCAGGUUUCAUUUAAACAUUUAGUAAAUAGACAAUAUGUAACAUAUUUUCUGUGGUUUUGAAAGAUAGAUAGACAGUGUCUGAGCUGUUUUACAUGCUGGUUGAUGUGAGGCUUCCUGUUUCUUACAGUACAGUACAGUGAGAGAUGCGCGUUGCAUUGUGGGGAUACAAACAGCGCAGAAAGGACAGCGGGGAGCAACAAAGGAUCCAAAACAGCAGCUCGGAAACUUUUAACACCUGCUUGGUGUGAUGUGAAUUCAUGUGAGCGUUCAUUAAACUGUGAGAUUUUGGCGGCUGGCAGGCUGGCAACUGCCUGAGAAGCCCGGGGAAUGUGAGUGAGCGGGGCGGAGCGGCAGGUCUCCCACUAACCGCUGCUUUUUGUCCGCUGAGCUGUUUGCAUCCCGAGGCCCGGCCGUUACCACAGGCCUCGUCCCAUAAGGACGCACUUCCUGUACAUCAUCAGAAACUGACUCCAACAUGGGGGUGAAAACCUUCACCCACAGCUCGACCUCCCACAGCCAGGAGAUGCUGGAGAAGCUCAACGCUUUGCGCAACGAGGGUCACUUAUGUGAUGUCACCAUCCGGGUCCAAGACAAACUCUUCCUGGCCCACAAAGUGGUCCUGGCCUGCUGCAGUGAAUUCUUCCGCUCUAAACUGGUUGGCCGGCCAGAGGAGGAGGACAAGUUUGUGUUGGACCUUCAUCACGUGACGGUUAGCGGUUUCGCUCCUCUGCUGGAAUACGCCUACACGUCUACCCUCUCGAUCAGUACGGAGAACAUCAUCGACGUCCUGGCAGCUGCAAGUUACAUGCAGAUGUUUGCUGUGGCUAGUACAUGUUCAGAGUUCAUGAAGUCCAGUAUUCUGUGGAGCCCGGGUAACAACAACAACAACACAAUGGCAGCAGACAAACCUCAUGAAUCAGCACCAGAGAGCGCCUCAUCAAACUGUGCCCUGACGCCAUUGGACGGCAGCGUGUCACCCGUGUCUUCGGACUGCAGUGUGAUGGAGAGAAACGUUCCCAUCUGCCGUGAAUCGCGACGGAAACGCAAGAGCUUUGUAACAAUGGCAUCACCUGAGAGUCCACUCAAAUGCACUACACAGAUGGUCACCACCUCCCCCCAGAUCCCCAAUCCUUCCCCCUCAUUCUCAGACAGCACAGCCCAGCCUGUGGAGUCCUCUCUGGCCUUCCCAUGGACUUUCCCGUUUGGUAUUGACCGGAGGUUCCACUCGGACAAAUCAAAGCUCCCAGAGAGCCCUCGUUGUCUAGAGCAGGGUACCCCAGGGACGUCAGAGGUGGUGGUCAGCCGGCGACUCAGUGACUUCAUGACGUGCGAGAGCUCCAAGGCGGUGUCAUCACCCGUGCCUGCGGAGGAAGAGGACGUGAGGGUGAAGGUGGAGCGUCUCAGUGAUGAGGAGGUCCAAGAGGCGUCUUCCCAGCCAGUCAGUGCCUCCCAGAGCUCGCUGAGUGAUCAACAGACGGUGCCAGGGAGCGAACAGGUCCAGGAGGAGCUCCUCAUCAGUCCACAAUCAUCCUCUAUAGGGUCAAUGGACGAGGGAGUGUCUGAGGGCUUGCCGUCAAUGCAGAGCACCUCUAACGCUGGAGGACAUGCAGAAGACGAUGAAAGGCUAGAAGGUAUUCAGUAUCCAUAUCACCUUUAUAUCAGCCCUUCAGCCCGGCCCGGCACCAACGGCCCAGACCGACCUUUUCAGUGUCCGACCUGUGGAGUCCGAUUCACACGCAUUCAAAACCUGAAGCAGCACAUGCUCAUACACUCCGGCAUUAAGCCUUUCCAGUGUGACCGCUGUGGGAAAAAGUUCACACGGGCCUACUCCCUAAAGAUGCAUCGGCUGAAGCACGAAGGUAAACGCUGUUUCCGGUGCCAGAUUUGUAGCGCCACAUUCACGUCCUUCGGUGAAUAUAAGCACCACAUGAGGGUCUCCCGACACAUAAUCCGCAAGCCGCGGAUUUACGAGUGCAAAACGUGCGGCGCCAUGUUCACCAACUCUGGCAAUUUAAUUGUACACCUGAGGAGUCUGAACCAUGAGGCAUCCGAACUAGCAAACUACUUCCAGAGCAGUGAUUUCCUCGUGCCCGACUACCUGAGCCAGGUACAGGAGGAGGAGGAGGCGCUGGGAGUCCAGUAUGAGCUGGAGGAGUCCCAACACCACCCCGUCUACCCGGGCAGCACCUCCACCUCCACCACCACUGUCGCCUCGUCCUCCUCCUCAGUCCAGAUGCCCGUCAUCUCCCAGGUCUCCUCCUCUACCCAGAAUUGCGAGAGCUCCUCCGGCUUCCUUUCACCCGAGCCCCUGGAUCCCCUGGAAGCCCCAGCCUCCCUCAAGAUGGACGCAGAUGAGACGGCAGCCAUGACAGAGGAGACCAAGAUGGACAACAGUGAAGGAGGCAGUUCCCCAGAGGUGUUUGAAGAAGAGCAGCAGCAGCAGCAGCAGCAUGCCCCGGCCAAGGAGCUGGCUUCCAUUACCAUAGAGUGAUUCAAGUCUUCUACUUGCCCAUCAUGUCUUAUUUUGCAGUCAUGUCAUAUGGGAAUAUCCAGUGAAAUGCCUUGACAGCUAAAAGGGACGACUUGGACAUGUUCACAUGUUGAAACCUCAUCAUGUGAAGCCAUCAAGACACUGAUUGAAGUUUUCUGAAGACUUCAGUUGCCUUGAUGAUGUUUUCCACACGCAACACACAUGCACUUAUUUGAUUUUAUGUUUUACACCAAACUAAAUGCAACAAAGUUUAUGUCUUCAGUGUUUCCCCUAGGUUUACUGCUUUGGAAUGGGGUGGGUGGGUGAAGGGAGGGAGGGUUCAGAGCAAAAACUCGGGAGAGACUCUGCAGCCAGACAUUUCUCCAUUCUCUGUUUAGGAGCGGCUGAGAUUGUCACUACAAUGAGAAUAGGUCAGUCCACCUUAAAGGUCAGUCCACCUUAAGUGAGCCUGGUCAGGUUAGGCUAACCCACUGUUGUGAACUUC
This is a messenger RNA of Thunnus maccoyii (southern bluefin tuna), 3075 nucleotides long. RefSeq names its product zinc finger and BTB domain containing 44 (gene zbtb44). The coding region runs from base 576 to 2591 and encodes 671 amino acids. The record is from RefSeq and is a predicted model, not a curated record. Lineage: Eukaryota; Metazoa; Chordata; Actinopteri; Scombriformes; Scombridae. Gene Ontology annotation, molecular function: DNA-binding transcription factor activity, RNA polymerase II-specific; protein binding; RNA polymerase II cis-regulatory region sequence-specific DNA binding. Gene Ontology annotation, biological process: regulation of transcription by RNA polymerase II; positive regulation of gene expression. The transcript is spliced from 6 exons.